AUGGCAUUGCGUUCGUAUGUCACCCUUAUCAUCUUCCUACUUUCUUUUUCCUUUCUCGCGUCUCAUGUUGCUGGAACUCAAAUUAUCUCCAAAUCCAAGUUGGAGAAGUGCGAGAAGAACUCCAACUCCGAUAAUCUCAAUUGCACCACCAAAAUUGUAGUCAACAUGGCUAUUCCCAGUGACUCGAGUGGAGGAGAGGCUUCAAUUGUUGCAGAAUUGGUGGAAGUAGAGGAAAAUUCAACUAGAAAGAUGCAGACAUUGCGGAUUCCGCCUGUGAUAACGGUCAACAAAACUUCUGCAUAUGCAUUGUAUGAGUUAACAUACAUAAGAGAUGUUCCAUAUAAACCUGAAGAGUAUUAUGUUAAAACACGCAAAUGUGAGCCAGAUGCUGGUGUGAAUGUUGUGAAGAUAUGCGAGAGAUUGCGAGAUGAAGAGGGUCAUAUAAUUGAGAACACUCAGCCAAUAUGUUGUCCAUGUGGGCCCCAGCGGCGGAUGCCUUCAUCACGUGGAAACUUCUUUGAAAAAGUAACAAAAGGAAAGGCCAACACUGCACAUUAUGUACGUUUCCCAGGUGAUUGGUUUCAUGUUUUUGGCAUUGGGCGACGAGCAUUGAGAUUUAGGGUUCGAAUACAGGUGAAGAACAGAACUCAAGUUUCGGAAGUGGUGGUGGGACCUGAAAAUAGAACAAUGAUCUCUGGUGAUAAAUUUUUUAGGGUUAAUCUUAUUGGAGAUUUUGUUGGGUAUACAACUAUACCAUCUUUUGAGGAUUUCUAUCUUGUUGUACCAAGGCAGGGAAGCUUUGGUCAACCACAAGAUUUGGGAAGAAACAUUUCUAUGUGGAUGCUACUUGAGAGAGUGAGAUUUACCUUAGAUGGUAUUGAAUGUAACAAAAUCAGUAUUAGCUAUGAAGCUUUUAAUCAACAACCAAACUUUUGUUCUUCACCCUUUUGGACUUGCUUGCAUAAUCAACUGUGGAAUUUUUGGGAGGCGGACUUGAAUCGAAUGAGAAGGAAUCAGAUGCCACUCUAUGGUUUGGAAGGAAGGUUUGAAAGGAUAAACCAACAUCCAAAUGUUGGGAGUUAUUCUUUCUUCAUAGGAAUUAUAGAGGUUCUCAAUACAAAUCUUGUGUUAGAAUUAAGUGAAAAUGAUGUAGAGUAUGUAUAUCAAAGUAAUUCACAAUAG
Cajanus cajan (pigeon pea) is the source of this 1182-nucleotide messenger RNA. Lineage: Eukaryota; Viridiplantae; Streptophyta; Magnoliopsida; Fabales; Fabaceae. The record is from RefSeq and is a predicted model, not a curated record.